Molecule: messenger RNA, 909 nt
Organism: Colias croceus (clouded yellow)
Lineage: Eukaryota; Metazoa; Arthropoda; Insecta; Lepidoptera; Pieridae
Exons: 2
Coding region: 113-790 (225 amino acids)
Source: RefSeq, a predicted model, not a curated record
AUAAUAUUUACUACGUUUACUACAAAUUAAAAUAAUUAUAACAAAAGCCGUAAUCGUAAAAGCGUUAUAAUAAUUUUUAUAACAAGUAUUCUAAAAAAUAGAACAUUCAUCAAUGUCACAGUUAAAAUUGAAUAGAGAAGAAACACUCAAGUUGGUGGAGUUAUACAAAAUAAAUGAUUGUUUGUGGAAUAUUAAAAACAAAGACUAUAGAAAUAAAGAAGCACGUAUAAAUGCAUUACAAAAUAUUGUGGAUGAAAUGCAAUUGACUGGAUUUAAUAUUAAAGAUGUACAAGCCAAAAUAAAAUGUUUAAGAUCAACUUAUUAUUUAGAACUUGAUAAAAUUGAGAAAAGUGAAAGACUGAAUGACGAAGAACAUGUUUAUGUGCCCAAAAUCGAAUGGUUUAAUGAGAUGCAUUCUUUUAUUUACGAUGUAACCCUGAAAAGGAAAGUGCGUGACUUCGAAAAGCCCUCACCUUCCACUCAGAAAAAAAAUCGUAAAAAGAAUACAGCAACUCCAAUAAAAAUAGAAAAAGAAAAAGAUUCAAGUGCAAUUAUUAAAGAAGAGGACGACGAAUUUGAUUCAUUUGGCAAAAUGGCGGCAAAAUCUUUACGGAAACUGUCGCAUUAUCAACAAUCAAUUGCUCUCAAACUUAUGUCCGAUGUUUUGUACCAUGCGAAAAUGGAGCGCUUAAAUGAAACUAGUACAGUCAUAUGCAAAGUGCCACGAAAAGUUGUUUCGAUUGUCGCAGAUGCAUCUAUUUCAGGCACUCUCCCGAGCCCAAACGGAUGAAAGAAAAACUUGAGAAUUAUGUUACUAACUACCAAUGCAUUGCUACCAAAUUAAAACAUGCAAUGUACAAUAAAACAAGUUGUAUUACAUACAUCAAAUAAAUUUAUUUCUUAAAAUUA